Molecule: messenger RNA, 5318 nt
Organism: Mya arenaria
Lineage: Eukaryota; Metazoa; Mollusca; Bivalvia; Myida; Myidae
Product: nuclear hormone receptor FTZ-F1 beta-like
Exons: 6
Coding region: 341-2572 (743 amino acids)
Biological process (GO): tissue development; regulation of transcription by RNA polymerase II; hormone-mediated signaling pathway
Cellular component (GO): RNA polymerase II transcription regulator complex
Molecular function (GO): nuclear receptor activity; zinc ion binding; RNA polymerase II cis-regulatory region sequence-specific DNA binding
Source: RefSeq, a predicted model, not a curated record
CGAACAUUUUUCCGGGUCUCGACGAGUGAAAUUUUAUCGAGUAACUAGAACUGAUUGCGCACAAUUCGCCAUAUUUCAUGUUAUAACAUCGACGCCAUUUGUAAUUAUUUAUUAAUCUUUACUUGAAAGAGCCCUCUGAAGGUUCUAGAUAUUCUUAUUUUCACUUCUUUGAGGUGAUUUUCUAUGCGAGCCGGCGACUGAAGUGUCGAGGCCGCCAGUUUGUGUGAAGGACGCGACUGGACAAGGUCAUGGCCGGCGGACAAUGUAAACAGUGUGAAGUGAAAAAAAUCAUAACAUUACAGAAUUUGCAGUGUGAAAACGUUUCAAACUUACUACAAAGAUGUCCUCUGGCAAUGAAAUAGGAAUAUCACCAGUGCUUCUGCAAGCGAUCAGCCAGUCCCUCAGUUCCGUUGGGGCUAGUUCACCAACUGUGACAGCCACUAACAUGGCUGCAGACACUAACUGCAAGGGUGCAGCCUCUAGUGACGACAUUGUGGCACAAAUCAUGAAACAACAGCAGGAUCAACUUACUUUGGGACAAAGUGGUCUAACACCUCCGACAACGAUUAAUGACACCAUUAAGACUAUGUUGAGGCUCAAAAUGGCCAGUAAUGCUCUACUGAAAGACACUGAUAUUACCUCGGUGAAGGAAAGUACCCUUGCAUCAGAUUUAGCAAUGGCAAACAUGCUAACAGCAUUGGCCAGCCAGUCAAGAGAAAGCACACAGCCGGUAGAUACAGGCCAGGUUAUUGUUAUAUCCAAUCAAGAGAGUCCCAAAACUGUGCAGCCAUCUUUGGGAAGUGAAGGUAAUGUGCACACUGUAGUUCUCACCGAUGACAGUAAUUCCACACUAAAGAACCCGCCUCGGAGUGCUCAGCAAAGUGUUCAGAAAGUUGUGAAUGUGCCUUUAUCACCUUCAUAUAACUACACUUUAAUUAAAUCUGAGCCAAGCUCAUCUGAUUCUGAAAACAGGUUGAUAAGUCCAUUAGUCACUCAUCAAAUGAAUAUCAUAGCAAGUGAGUCCACAUCAUCCAACGGGCAGUCCAGUCCAGAAAUAUCCUUGAGUGUUCCAGAAGUGACUGAAAAGGGAAAAUUAUCUGGUGUCAAUCCUGUUGUUCAAGUCUCUGGGGACAUUGAAAGUCAGUUAAUGUUGCUUAAUCAACAGAACAGUUCUACAUUGUCAGGGUCUGUGAAUGCCCAGAGUGUUGGUCAGAGUAGUGUGAGAAUAUUUGAGCACAAUGGGAAAAGGUACAUCAUACAGAUGCAGGAUAUAGAGACUACGGCUUCGAACUCUUCAAACACUGAGGAGGAUUCAGGGGGCAAAGACUUCAGUGAUAUGCGUGACGAGGUGAUCCACUUUUCUGAGGGUCUGCCCCUUGCUGGCAUGGAACAAGAAGUGUUGACUGUGACCCAGCAGCAAGAUGUGAUGAUGUCAGGGCCUGGGGCUGGGAUGGUCUUUCGGGGUCAGCUUUGCCCUAUAUGUGGGGACAGUGUCUCUGGUUUCCAUUAUGGGAUCUUCACGUGCGAGUCCUGUAAAGGCUUCUUUAAGCGUACAGUCCAGAACAAGAAGACGUUUGUGUGUCCACGCCAAGGCGAGUGUGAGAUAACGCUGGAGAACAGGAAGAAAUGUCCGGCGUGCCGCUUUGCCAAGUGUCUCAUCAUGGGCAUGAAACUUGAGGCAAUCAGAAUGGACAGGACACGAGGUGGACGGAGCAGCUACAGUGGCAGUUCUCCAUCUGAGGAGCCCAAACGGAAACGACCAAUCAAAAUAGUUCCCAAUCGUCGUCCCAGUAGCCAGUCAGGGGAGGCCACCCAGUCUCCAUUAAUGCGUAGCGGGCCUAACCAGUGUGAAAUAGAGUUAAGAGUUAUUCCCGGCGUGUUGACAGACAUUAUGAGUUUAGAGUCCAUUCUAAACGAAGAUGACAUUCCAGCAAAUAUCAGUGUGGACGACUUCUCCUUGUCAAAUCCGAGUGUGUUCAUGACAUUACUACAGCUGUGUGAGUUGAAGCUGUAUAAGAUUGUUCGCUGGGCACGGAAUCUGCCUUACUUCGCAAAUGUCUCAACAGAUGAUCAGAUCCUGCUUCUACAGAACUGCUGGUGUGAGCUACUGGCCCUUACCAUGUGCUGGAAAUCCCUGAACCUGAAGGAGGAGAUUGUCUUCUUCCAUGGGCAGCCCAUAGACCAGGACAAGGCGGACAUGUUGAACGUGCGGGAGAUGUUUACCAAGAUGCUGCUGGUCGUGGAGCAGUUUAAGCGGAUCAAUGUAGACCAGUACGAGUGUGUGGCUAUGAAGGUCAUCAUUCUCAUAUGUCCAGACAUCAAAGGCCUCAGUGAUGCAAACAGCCUUGCAGUGCAUCAACAGAACAUCAGUGUGGCUCUAGAGGAUUAUGUACGUAGCCACUACCGAAGCACUCCUAACCGUUACGGUGAAAUAUUGCUCCGGCUCCCAGAACUUUCCCGUAUCUCAGGGUUGAUGAAAGAACACUUGAUUCAGUGGAUGCCGGCAAAUACAACAUCGUGUGGAUUGUUAUAUGAGCUAUUAAAGGGGGAAAAUAUGAAAGACAUGUUGUAGCAGUGUGUUUUGGCAGGAAUGGGGUGGAUGGGGUAGAUUAGGUCAUGUUAUAAGCUUGUCUGUUUUUCAUUUUUUUUUAUUUGAUUGGAAGUAUUGUCACAGCCUUGGUACGCAACAGUGUCAUUCUCAUGCAAGAAUGAUCAUGAUGGCAAUUACACAGAAAUAUGCGCUUUUAGAUGGAAGCUUUAACCCAUAGCUCUGACCUUAAUAUUUAUCAAGUUAAGUCGUUAACUAAGAAAAACAGAUUAGUGCUGGUAUCGAUUUGUUGGAAUUUUAUGUUUAAUCUCUUUAUAUUAUUAAAGCCAGAUUGUUUAGAUUCAUAUUCAGUGGUUAAAAUCGAGGCGAAGAAAAAAUAAUAGUUUUUCAUUCAAAAUAACUCUACAAUGAAAUGGGGUUUAAAAGGAAUGAAAAUAACCAAUAUGUAUACCAAAUAGUAGUCACACUGUCCGUUCCCGAGACUGUUAACCCCAGUUGUAAUUAAGUCACUUAAUAGGUCAAGGUCACACUUGGAUGUCAAUGAUGCACAGUAUGGAUUUUAAAGCAAACUUAAUAAUAAAUAAAUGUACUUUUAAUUGGAAUUCACUAAAAAAUUAAAGAUUUGUAAAGCACGUUGAGUCGCGCAGUAUAACAUUUAUGCCCUCAUCUCCAAUGGCGAUGUCACACUUGAUGAUGCACAACAUGGGUUUUAUUGCAUAAAUUUGACUAGCUACCGGACUUCAGGCAUAUCACAGUCCGCAAGCUUUAUGACAUGUAAUGUAAAAAAAUUGUGAUCAUCAUAUCAGAAAAGGUCAAGGUCCAUCUGGGAGCUUAAUAUGCCAAUAAGGAUUUCAUAGAUAUAUUUGAUGUCUUGUCAUGUCUUUGUAACUGUUCAUUUGUUUUCAAUCAAUUUCUUAUGAAAUACUCUUCAUUUCUUACUGAUAACUUUUAACUGCUGAUGAGAUUUCAAUCAAACCUCAGAUAAGUUGUAGAAUAUGGGAAUGUGCAUCACACAUGACCUUCAUGCAUUCAGCGCGAAAGCAAGGUCAAUGUAACUUAUGAGGAUUUUAUAUCAGAACGUUGUUACCAUGAAUUGGAUUUUAAUAAAUUUUAUUCAGAAUAUUUGUAACCCUCUGACAAGGCCUAAUCGGUGACAUUUUUCAUGUUCAUGUGACAGCUCUUUUUGUUUUAUUUUGUUAAACUACCUGUACAUAUUGGACAUUCACAGAUCUCUAGCCUAUAAGAUAAAUUCAGGAGAUAAUUCACACACAUUACUUGAGGUAUUCUUGUCAAAAUAUGUAAAAUGUUGAUGCCCGGUAAUUACUUCAUAUUUUUGUAUCAAUUGAAGGUGUCUUAUGUGUAGAGAAAUAAUAUGUUACUGAAAAAUAGCAAAAUUUGUAAUUUUAGGUCCAAUUCCAGUUGAAAAACCCACAUCAGUAUUUCAUCUGUAGUACAUUAAAGCUGCACUUUCACAGAUUGACCAUUUUAACAACUUAUUGUUUUUUGUUUUGGAAAGAGCAAAUUUAUGUGUAAAUAUCUGCAAACCAUUGAUAUAAGAUUGCUGACAAAAAAUCAGGUCGUAGAUUUCGAUAUUUCCAUCAAAAAUCAAUGUUUUAUGGCUAAAACUGUUACUAACGGUUUAAAAAAUGCAUAUAACAUCAAUUUUUGAACUUAAAUAUCAAAAUUUGCAAUCUGAUUUUUUGUCAGGAGUCUUAUAUAUUUGGUUUUCAUGGAUUUUUGCAAAAAAUGGCUCAUUCCAAGACCAAAAAAAAAAAUUGUCAAAACGUUCAUUCUGUGAGUGUGCAGCUUAAAUGUUCAUUUCAUUACCAUACAUAUAUUCAGUAAUAAAACAGUACCAUUUCAAGUGAUACAAUGUAAUAUACGGUCACCCGGCACUUUAUUGCCAUUGCCUCAUUUAUGACAUCAUUAUUUGUCCACCAGAUUUCUUAGAUAAUAUUUUUUAACUACAAGCAGACAUUCAAAGUAAUGUUGUUGGUGUACUUGUUGUAUUGAUUUCUGUACAAGUUUCGUUACCUGUUACAGGAAAAGAUGUGUUUUAUUUUACCUGUUGUAAUAAGGUAUUUAUUUGACCUGUUGUAAUAAGGUAUUUCUUUUACCUGUUGUAAGAAGGUAUUUAUUUCCUUAUUGUAAUAAGGUAUUUCUUUUACCUGUUUUAAUAAGGUAUUUAUUCUACCUGUUGUAAUAAGGUAUACAUUUCUCUUACCUUUGCAAUUAGGUAUUUAUUUUACCUGUUGUAAUAAGGUAUUUAUUUCCUUAUUGUAAUAAGGUAUUUCUUUUACCUGUUGCAGUAAGGUAUUUAUUUCACCAGUUGCAAUAAGGUAUUUAUUUCACCAGUUGCAAUAAGGUAUUUAUUUCACCUGUUGCAAUAAGGUAUUUAUUUCACCUGUUGCAAUAAGGUAUUUAUUUCACCUGUUGCUAUAAGGUAUUUUUUACCUGUUGUAAUAAGGUAUUUUUUCCUGUUGUAAUAAGGUAUGCAAUGAAAUGAAAAUCUUUUUUUUAAUUGGUAAAGCUUUUGCUUAUCAUAUGAUCUAUUAGAAUUAGUGAUUGUUCUCAAAAAUGAAUGAAAUGUUGUUGAACAUAAAUAAAUAAUUAUGACAUAAUUGUUGUACAUGAUUAUUGUUAUUGAAAUGAAAUCAUAGUGAGUAAACUACAUGUUGUGCAUUAACAAAGAGUUUAACAUUUUUAUGAAUCAACUUUUUAAAGAUGUUGGUGUAUUAACGGAGAGGAAUAAAGUAAAAUGAUCUUAUGA